CCGAGCGAAAGCGUAGGAAAGAAACGAGUGCAUUGACUGUGAGUUGCUAUUCGAUCUUCCCUACAUUUGCGGGAUCAUCUGGUUCGAGAAAUCUCGCACUUCUUGUAUCGAUCCGCCAUGACGACACUUUCCUCUACUACACCUAGACCAAGCGUGCCCAAACGAGCGGAUCAACGAUCGACAAUCACAAUUCUUUUAUUAGGCGAUGAGGGAGUUGGGAAAUCCUCGUUGAUAUCCACCUUUGUCUCUCGAUACUUUUCUGAGGUCGUCCCUGGCAUCAUGACUCGUGUUCGUUUGCCGCCGGAUCCAGAACUGUCCUGUGUCACCACUAUAGUAGACUCGCAGGGGGGCGACCUUGCCUUGCUACAGGCAAUGGCCACUCGCCGCUCUAUGAUGCAACACCAUUCGUCGGUGCACGGUAGCACGGACUCACUAGCCGCGCUCAUGGAGCGGGCGGAAACCAGUAUGAUGACCCAGCAAUCGUCCGCUCCAGAACAAACAACCACGCCGACCGUUAAAUCUUCUGGUAUCGAAAACGUCGACUCAAUUGUUUUGGUGUACGAUUUGGACCGAGUAGAAACUUUUUUUCGUUUGGAGAAUCAUUGGUUGCCUUUGAUUGAAAGAUGUUACAACGGGAAGGUUCCAAUCAUUGUGGCGGAAAACAAACUAGAUCUCUUUCGCCCUUCCAGUACGGCGGGGAUGACGGACGAGCAAGCUGUAGCGCGACAACGACAACAGAUUGUCUCCCUCCUACAACGAUUCCCAUUUGUCCGACAAUGCAUCAAGUGUAGUGCCAAGAACUUGGUACGGGUUGAUGAUGUCUUUCUGAAGGCGCAACAGGCAGUCCUCUACCCCUUCACUCCGCCCUUGUACGAUCUCGAACAUGGACGCUUGACAGAGGAGUGCAAAAGAGCCUUUACUAGGAUCUUUCGAAUGUACGAUUCGGAUCGUGAUGGAUUGUUGAGCGACGUUGAAUUGAAUCGCUUUCAGAUCGAAACCUAUCACGUAGCAGUCUUUGAUCGGGAUUUUUCGGCCUGGAAGAAGGUAGUGUCGCGCAACAACCCCACCGACGAAGUUGUGAUUCAAGACGGCAAAUUCACAAUCGCUGGUUUUUUUGCAAUUUUCGAUCUCUUCAUCAGUCAAAAUCGACUUGAUGUUGUAUGGCAAGCUUUGCGCGAGUUCAAUUAUGAUGACGAUUUGAAUUUGCAUAUACCUGAAAUUGUUACAGCCCCAACCGACGACACCAGUUGGAAGUUGUCAUCGGGCGCGAAAAGAUUCUUGUCAGGUGUCUUUCGUCAAUUUGACCAGGACCAAGAUGAUGUUUUGACUGCAGAUGAUAUAGGGAACAUUUUUUCGAUUCUGCAUCCACCCGCUCUUCCUCCGUGGCAUCCAGCUCGCGCUCCAUUUUUGUUCGCGGGUUGCUUUUCACUGCCCAAGCAGAAAUAUUCGCCAGGCACCGAAAGUCCUAACUUUGGAGGCAAUGUAUCCUUGAUUCUCCCAGGUUCUACCCCAAUGGCCCAGUCUCUAUCAAACAGUGGAAUUUCUAUUUUAAGUGCUUCAGAUUCCCUACCGAGCGUUGCCUUGUCGGGAAUAAGUGUUUCGGAACCUCUCACGUUCUUGGAAUGGAUGGGACACUGGCACACAAUUGCUGCUAUUUCGCCGUCAGUGACUAGAGCGGAACUGUUUAGGUUGGGGCAUAGCGAGGAGUCUCGCAAAACUGAUCCUCGGCCUCGUCGAAGUCGUAAGAAGAAAUCAGCUUCUAUCACCCCAAGUCAAGCGCCAUCCGAUGCCACUUUUCCCUCCAGUGCCAUUAGGGUUUUGGUGCUAGGCAGCGGCUCUUGUGGCAAAACAGCUCUAUUAAAUGCACUAUGUGGCUCGAUGGAAAGCACCGAAGUUUCAGCUACCAACACAACAAGCACUCUGCAUCCCGAGACAAGCAGCACAUACGUAAAGAUCGGUAGGGGGCAAUCGCUUGGCCAUCACGGUACCUGCAGCCCGUCCAAGUCGCAUGAUGUAGUUGAGGAAAUUGUAGCUCAUCUCGUUUUCACAGACGUCCCUGAGACUGCUGCUGUCAGUCAGAGGGAACAUUAUCGAGAAUUAUCCGAGCUCUUUGGCUCGACCGCGUCUCCAAAAGAUCGCGUCUGCGACCUUGCGAUGCUAGUGUUUGACGCUUCGAGUCCUUCGAGCUUUGAAUUUGCCAGAGAACUAGAAGCAAAGCUAUUGACACAGGAGACUCCUCGUGUUUUUAUCGCUACGAAAUCAGACAAGAUAUCUGCUCCCGAACCAGAGGAUGGCGACGCACAGGCUGCGAAUGUGUUGGAAACUGCCACGAUUCAUUGUCGAGAAUCCGACUUGGAACUGCCGCUCUUGACGUCGGCCGCCGACGGCUCACUGCUGAAUUUUGAAAAGCGCAAUGCUACUCUUGACCACUUGGCGCGUUGUGCCCUGGUCGAAGCUGGAGUGACACGCCUAAAGUCGAGGCCGCACGAAGAGAAGCAACGCCGCGAGACUAACCGCCGUCGCAAGAUGAUGUGGCUCGGUGGUAUCGUAAGCGUCGGUGUCGUUGUUGCUGCUGGUGUAGGUCUCCUUUGGGGCAGUCAUGCGACAAAAAAGGAGCAGACGAGUGGCUUUGGAUGGUUGCGUAACUGGUUUGGAGGUACAACCCGGGGUAAUUCACCGCAGGCCAUGUAGUUACAGUGAUGUUGCUAUUGGCAAGACUUUCCAUCUCUCGCUUACCCUGCCAUACUAGGUAAAGACUGAGAAAUUUAUAAUUGCUUUCGAAAAAAAGCCUUGCACCCGAUUUCGGUAUGCAUUACGUCGUCAUAAGUGUUAUCCUUUGGUCAUGAAACUAGUCUAAACCUCGGGCACAUUGCAAUAUGUGCUCACUUAUUUUAUAAUAAAGCACUUUGCAAACUGU
Messenger RNA from Phaeodactylum tricornutum CCAP 1055/1, 2917 nucleotides. RefSeq lists its product with no specific name. The record is from RefSeq and is a predicted model, not a curated record. Lineage: Eukaryota; Bacillariophyta; Bacillariophyceae; Surirellales; Neidiaceae. The transcript has 3 exons. Gene Ontology annotation, cellular component: mitochondrial outer membrane. The coding region runs from base 118 to 2691 and encodes 857 amino acids. Gene Ontology annotation, biological process: small GTPase-mediated signal transduction; regulation of mitochondrion organization; mitochondrion organization. Gene Ontology annotation, molecular function: calcium ion binding; GTP binding; GTPase activity.